AUGGGCAAGGUCACCGCGACUCCGUGCAAGAACUGCAUCUACCUGAAGCACCCGGCCGAGAAGGUCUGGGCUCUGCUGAAGGACUUCGACAAGCUGAACGAGGCCGCACCCAACGUCGUGCAGAAGUGCGAACUGGUCUCCGGAGAGAACAACACGGUCGGCGCCCGUCGCAACCUCAACGACGCCUUCAUGGAGACUCUCGUCGCCUACGACGCGGACAACAUGACGUACACGUACUCGAUUGACCAAGACUCCGUCCCACCGCAGAUCAAGGAAAUCACGAACUACCGCAGCACGUUUACUGUUGUGCCUAUCAACCUGGGGGCGGGCGCGGGAGGGUGCGUGGUCACGCAGCAGUCCUCGUGGGAGGAGCCCGAGGGGGACAAGGGCACGCACGGCUUCUGCAUGCCCAUCUACGGAGCGCUGUUCAAGGACAUGGAGGCCCUCCUGGGCUGA
Pedinophyceae sp. YPF-701 is the source of this 456-nucleotide messenger RNA. The record is from the annotation of a GenBank genome assembly. NCBI's taxonomy places the organism in Eukaryota, Viridiplantae, Chlorophyta, Pedinophyceae.